This is a messenger RNA of Hermetia illucens (black soldier fly), 3631 nucleotides long. RefSeq names its product CTTNBP2 N-terminal-like protein (gene Naus). The record is from RefSeq and is a predicted model, not a curated record. Lineage: Eukaryota; Metazoa; Arthropoda; Insecta; Diptera; Stratiomyidae. The coding region runs from base 1455 to 3431 and encodes 658 amino acids. The transcript is spliced from 6 exons.
UAGUGUUAGUGAUAUAUGUGACACUUUCCUAUAUACCCAUAGAUACAAGAUAUAAAAGACAAAAAGUCAUCUCGAACCAAAAAAAAUCUAGGCCAGAAUAAGGAUUUUUCCCUGCAAGGAUCAUCAGACCCUCCAUUUACCUUUUGUGUAUCGCGCUCUGAGAGUAACCGGCUGGUCCUGUCCUAUGAUCGGGCAUAGUGUGAUAAAAACCGUGUGGAAAUUGGGAGAUUUUUCCUGAGCGCGGUGAAAACUCCUAAUUUUUAAUCAUAUUCAAGGAAGAUACAUGAGUUCUGGCUGCAGGAAUUAGGAAAAGAUUGUUUCAUCUAUGCAUCUAAUGUCACGAGUUGGGUACUUUGGUAUAACGCUGCUGCUUCCCCGGCCCAGUUGACGGUGUAUUUGGAUUAGAUUCGGAAUCUUUCGUUGUUUUUUUUUUUUUUUUGGAAACCUGGUUGUUUGCUGGUCCAGUAGGUGCAAUUUUAGGGAUACGUGGAUUCGAGUGUUGUUUGUUGGUGCUAUGUUGCGUCCGUUGCUGGUUAAAACUUUGGCAUAAAUUUCCUGUGAAAUGGUUGAAAGGUAUUUUGUAAUAUUGUGGCGUUAAUUGUAUGCUGUAAGGAGUCACCCCUACGUCAAAAAGUCAAUAACAUUGUAAGCCUGCGCUCCUUGUGACGGGAGGUGCAGAUGCUAAGGAGUGGAUAUACGAUAAGGGUGGAGGUAGGAGGAUCAUCACAAAGGACGUAGGGGCUGUGUUCCGAGAGAGUCUUCCUGCUCAGACAAUUCUAUUCGAUACGAAUCAUGACUGAAAUACUCAUACAACUGUUGGUCUAGUAAAAGGAUGUGAAGCUUAAGGAAUAGUGUGGAUAUUUUGACGGUUCCUUCGGCGUUGCGGGUAGUUCUCCCAGUUGAUUUCCAUCUUAACUUCUGGAGAUUGCUCGGUUUUCAUUGUAAAGUAGACAACUCGGGAGGAGCCAUAGUUUUUCAAUCCGAAUCCUAAAGAGAGAAGGGAAACGACAUCCGAAGAAAAUAAGGACACGACCGAGAGGUAGUCGUUGAAGGGCGACUUAAAAAACGCGACUUUCGUUCCGAGAAUUGUGUCCUUUGCAUAUAUUCAGCUGUAGUUUUGAAAGCUUUGAAAAGUUGGGACAAGGACUCGAUGAUUUCCGCAAUAUACGCCAAAUACAUCAUGUAUAUCUCUAGUAAUGAGUUCUCCAUGCACGUCGAUAAAUAAAGGAUUACUGAAAACGGGGAAAAACAAAAGAUAUCGAAUUCUAGUGAAGUGUCAACGACCAUCCCGUGUUCGUAACAGGAGAGGGUGAUGAAUUCUUUGCAGUGAUACUACCAGGCUGACAGCGUAUAGCCUUUUUAUUUUACUAAAUGUUCAACUCAUAGUUUCUGUGAAAGGAUAAUCAACGCAAAAAAAAUACAAAAAAACAACAAAAAACACCAAACUCAAAGCAAUGACGUCGACCGGUGAAAAUAGCUCUUCGCCAAUUGAUGGUAUUUACGGUUCAUCGACACUAGAUCGAAACGAUCCUUUUCCAAUGGAAGGGAAUGGCACAACAAAAUUCAUCGGCGGAACUGGUAUAAAUAAAUUCGAUUUUCAUACGAUAAAAGCAGCGAAUGUUGCCAAUUCUAAGCGCUCAAAUCGUUACGAGCUCUCCAAGAAUGAACUCAUUCACAUGCUGUGUUAUCUUGAGGGCGAACUUCAAGCACGCGAUGUUGUCAUUGCUGCUCUGCGAAACGAACGUGUGAAGCAAUAUAUCCACUCCUUACGGGCAAAUCGUACCAACUUAGAUGAUCCGCAAGCAGCUCUCUUCCGUGAUAAAGCUGCGAUAUCUGGGAACCAUAUAAGUCGACAAUCUUCAGCAACCGCCAUACAAGCCGACUUCGAGGUUCGUAGCGUAAUCGAACAGCAAAUUGAGUCCUUACAUCAGGUAAUCACCAGGCAGCGUCAAACACAAUCGCGGAUGAUAGCCUUUUUAUCGGACUCCUUAGAAAAUAAUCAGCGAAUGCGCCAGGAACUGGAGGAGGAGAAAAGGAAACAUGAACAUGACACCGCUCAAGGGGAUGAUAUCACAUAUGGACUGGAGAUGGAAAGGACUAAACUCAAGCAAGAGCUUGAAACUGAACGGGCUGCUCGGAAAAAACUCGAGAAGGAUCUGAAAAAAGCCCAGGAACUUCUGGAAUUCGAGCGUGGCCGACAAAAGCAAAUCGUCCUUUUACUCCUGGCCGAACGUAAAAAGAUUAUUAUGAAAUAUAUCGAGGAGAGGAAGCGAUCUGAAGAUCUGGCCCAGAUACUUAGCGAGGAGAAACAACGAUCAGACUCCAUAGCCGAAGGACUUGAGGAGGAAAGUAAAAAGUCCUUAAGAAUGGAAGCCGAACUAGAGAAGCAAACAUUGGCCAUUGAAAACGAGCGAAAAACAUGGAAGAUCAACUUUGCAAAAGAGGAGAAGCGAAUGAAAGAUUUGGAAUUAGAAUUAGCACAAUUGCGCAACGAAAAUGAAACAUUCCGAAAGCAAAUCACAUUGCGAAUGGGCGGUGCUAGUCCAAUGAUUGUAGGUGCUGCCGCGGGAACACUAUCGAAUAAAACUCGUGGAAGUGCCGCUGCGACUACCGGCAUACCAGAUGACGUAGCAACAGCCGCUGUCGCUUCAUCAUCUAUAAUGAACGUCGCCAAAAUAAUUCAGCCCACAGCCACGGUCUCCAGUGUGCCAGUCUCAGGUCCAACUACAGGAAUUGCCCGUUCGAUAUCUCCUGGCCAGUGUUUAAGGCAACAAGCACUUGGCGGAAGCAACGACCUGAUUUUAGGAAGUCCCGCUGGCAUUGGACAUACAUCAGUUGCCACCUUUAAUACAACCCUUGGAAAGACUGUCGUCGGACCGGCUUUACCAUCGACGCCAACCGCAGAAACCCUUACAAAACUAACCCAUUGUCCAAGUGGCGGCCCAUCUGGACUAGUGUCAACGCCAAACCUUCCCUGUUCAUCGCCCAUGACAGCAGGAUCAAGUACUGGAGGAGUGACAUCCCUAACUCAACCAUCCCAAUCGGCUACAUUCCUGCGUGGGACGACAAAUGCAACAUCACCAUCGCCAUCAGCAUCCUUGGUUGGUGCAACCUUAUCACCAGCCGGAGGUACCCUGAUAAAUCCUGGUGCAAGUGUCGGACGUGGUAUGCCACCUCCAAUUCCACCGAAUAAACCGACAGUUCCACCAAAACGUGAACCCUCGAUUUCGCGGAUUUCUAGCACGGCUAGUGGCAUGACUAGCAGUAGUAAUAGUAGUAGUAGCAAUUUAGCCGGUGCCACCAUUCCUGUAGUAGGAUCUGCUGUUGCAAUUAAUCAACCAUCGGUCGGUGGAACUGCCGCAGCUGUCACACCAAUUUUAACCAACAGUAAUUCAACAGUUCCAUCAAGUGUCACCAAUUCAACACCAUAAAUCUGUAGAAGGCGAAUGGAAAAAAAAAUGGAGCCAGAGACAGAAUAAAUAAUAUUUCAGGUUACAAUGUAGAGAACAAUUUUACUUUGCGUAGAACUUCGUCUCAGAGAUGGAAAUACCUAAAGGAGUAAAGAACUGAUACUAGAUUUAUUAUUAUAUAUAAUGCGAGAAUAAAAGGAAGCGAAAGUGUAUUUCAACAA